Pseudophryne corroboree (corroboree frog) is the source of this 1832-nucleotide messenger RNA. It is a transcript of the gene HNRNPH1, whose product is annotated as heterogeneous nuclear ribonucleoprotein H1. NCBI's taxonomy places the organism in Eukaryota, Metazoa, Chordata, Amphibia, Anura, Myobatrachidae. Gene Ontology annotation, cellular component: ribonucleoprotein complex. The transcript is spliced from 12 exons. Bases 36 to 1469 code for a protein of 477 amino acids. Gene Ontology annotation, molecular function: RNA binding. The record is from RefSeq and is a predicted model, not a curated record.
AGCAGCCCGUUGCUGGCAACGGCAGCAGUAGGUGGAUGGUGCUGAGGAGCAGAAUGUCAGUGGACCUGGCCAGAGAGCCUCCAGAGCCCCGCCCCCACCAGCCAUCACAGCCGGAACCCCGCCCCCCCAUCAGCCAGUCCAGCCAGAGCGAGAAGAUGUCGGAAGCCGGAGAGGGCUACGUGGUGAAGAUCCGGGGGCUGCCCUGGUCCUGCAAUGCGGAUGAGAUAGAGAGCUUCUUCUCUGAAUCCAAAAUCUUAAAUGGCUCUUGUGGAGUUCACUUCAUCUACACCCGGGAAGGGCGGCCGAGCGGGGAGGCCUUUGUGGAGUUUGAUAGUGAAGAAGACCUAAAUAUAGCACUGAAAAAAGACCGGGAGACCAUGGGACACAGAUACGUGGAAGUUUUCAAGUCCAACAGUGUUGAGAUGGACUGGGUUCUGAAGCACACUGGUCCUAACAGUCCUGAUACUGCAAAUGAUGGCUUUGUGCGUCUGAGAGGCUUGCCAUUUGGCUGCAGCAAGGAAGAAAUUGUGCAGUUUUUCUCAGGGUUGGAAAUCGUGCCAAAUGGGAUAACAUUGCCGGUGGACUUCCAGGGGAGGAGUACGGGGGAGGCCUUCGUGCAGUUUGCUUCACAGGAAAUAGCUGAAAAGGCUCUAAAGAAACACAAGGAGAGAAUAGGGCACAGAUACAUAGAGAUUUUUAAGAGCAGUCGUGCAGAGGUUCGUACACACUAUGAUCCUCCCAGGAAGCAAUUUGGUAUGCAACGCCCAGGCCCCUAUGACAGACCAGGUGUUGGAAGAGGUUACAAUAACAUGGGAAGAGGGUUUGACCGUAUGAGGCGUGGUGCUUAUGGAGGAGGCUACAGUGGCUAUGAGGAGUAUAAUGGAUAUAAUGAAUAUUCUUUUGGAACAGACCAGAGGUUUGCAAGAGUGUCUGACCAAAGGUAUGGUGAUGGCAGUAGUUUUCAGAGCACGACUGGGCACUGUGUACAUAUGAGAGGUCUCCCUUAUAGGGCAACAGAAACUGACAUCUAUACUUUCUUUUCUCCUUUAAAUCCGGUGAGAGUUCACAUUGAAAUUGGAGCAGAUGGCAGGGUAACGGGAGAAGCCGAUGUUGAAUUUGCAACUCAUGAGGAUGCUGUGGCUGCAAUGUCUAAAGACAAAGCUAAUAUGCAGCACAGAUAUGUGGAACUAUUUCUUAAUUCAACAGCUGGAGGAUCAAGUGGUGUCUAUGGCAACCAAAUUAUGGGUGGGCUCGCAGGUACACAAACAAACUAUGGUAGUCCUGGAUCCCAGGCACUGACUGGAGGUUACGGGGCAGGAUAUGGAAGUCAAGCCAAUUUAAGUGGUUAUGGUAGUCAGAGUGGACUAAAUAACAGCUAUUACAGCAGUGGGACACGAGGAUCAUUGGGAGUAAAUGGAAUUGCGGGGAUGUCUAGCAACAUGAAUAUGAGUGCUGCUUGGGGGAUGUAAAUACAGCAUUUGGAUUGUGGCCUGACAUUGCGGGGAUUUUUUUUUUAUUUUAUUUUUUAUUUUAUUUCUAAGCUGUUGCUUACUGUGAGACCAUUUUUAAUAACUUAAUAUUUCAGUAUUCGAACUUUCAACAAUAUUAAAUAUUGUUAUUAUUAAACAUGUUUAAACUACAAUUUUGUGUUUGUAGGACACCUGUAAAAUGGCAUUUGUAUUUGCUUCUGCAGUGCUUGGUAAGGGAAACAUGCCAACUACUGCAGACUUGACUCAAUUUGACCAGUUUAUUUUUUUUUAUUUUUAUUUUGACUUGGAAUAUGUAUAGGUGUUGCUCAAAGUAUAUCUUGUUCAAUAAAUCUGAAAAUCAAA